This is a messenger RNA of Punctularia strigosozonata HHB-11173 SS5, 2555 nucleotides long. RefSeq lists its product as uncharacterized. Gene Ontology annotation, molecular function: sterol binding; sterol transfer activity. Gene Ontology annotation, cellular component: plasma membrane; mitochondrion; endoplasmic reticulum-plasma membrane contact site. Gene Ontology annotation, biological process: intracellular sterol transport. NCBI's taxonomy places the organism in Eukaryota, Fungi, Basidiomycota, Agaricomycetes, Corticiales, Punctulariaceae. The coding region runs from base 118 to 2406 and encodes 762 amino acids. The transcript is spliced from 5 exons. The record is from RefSeq and is a predicted model, not a curated record.
CAGAUCCAGCGAUCAUCCUCCGCCAGCAACCUGCGCUCUUUCUUUGGCGGCGGCUCGCGCUCGCGACGCAAUUCGGUCGCCGAUGAGCCCUCAGAUACCAUCCUAGUCCCCAACGGCAUGGCACGCUCUGGCUCCACGAAAUCUACCGCUUCGCAUGCGGCGAACUCCAGCUCUCGUCAUGGCCGUGCGUCCACUGACUCGGCCGUCAGCCCCCGCCGAAGCAUCGGUUCUCUGUCCGCUUCUGACCGCGAGGACGCCUCAGGGAGCCAUUCCGGCGUCAUGUCUCCCAUUGUCGAAUCGCCCACCGCCAUCCGUCAGGAGUUCUUCGGCCCCGAGGCAGGCAUAGGACCGUCUAUGAGCAACCAUUCUACGCUUUCUAGUCAUGGCAGUAGCAGUGGGUUCCUCAGCGCUGGACCCAAAGAUGCGGAUGCGGUUUCCAUCAUUUCUGCGACGACGGGCAAGAAGAGCCGCCCAUGGCGCCGGUCUGCGACCACCUCCGGCGCCUCGCCUCCCAGAUCGGGGAAAAAGCCGACGGGGCUGGCUUCGGCGAUCGCGGCUUCUGGUCUGGCCAUGGUUAAUCCCGCGUCCACGGCGGUGCCUUCGAUGCCGGGAAUGACACUGCCCAUGCAGACGUCGCCUCCCGCGUUACCGAAGCGUACGCGUGUUGGUUCGGCUCCCGGGCUGCCGAAUGGCACGGCUUCACGCUCGAGGCAGACGUCGAUUUCGAUGAGCGAACCUCGGUCAGAGGAAGGCGUCGAAGUCAAGGAUUCAGACUCGGAAUCAGGAAGCGAAUUGAGUGACGAUGAGUUGGACCUCGACCCGGAUGAUAUACCCGUCACCGGUUUCGCUGUGGCAAGCAGUAAGCGCAACGCAGAUUUUCAUGAGCUCUUUCCCGGUAUACCCGAGGGCGACUACCUCAUUGAAGAUUAUGGUUGCGCAUUGCAGCGCGAAAUUCUAAUACAAGGCCGAAUGUACAUAUCAGAAAACCACAUUUGCUUCCAUGCGAAUAUCUUUGGAUGGAUCACGGACCUUCUCAUCCCUAUGUACGAGGUGACCCAGCUUGAAAAGAAAAUGACGGCCUUCGUCAUCCCCAAUGCCAUUCAGAUAUCCACACCCUCCCAGAAGUAUAAUUUCGCCUCCUUCCUCAGCCGUGACACCACCUUCGACGUCCUGUACAAUGUGUGGCGCCUCGCCCGGCCUGAUGAAUCGUCGUUUGGAGGAUCGGGCCGACCGUCGCUCGAGGAGUCUAUAAUUGGCGCAGCUGCCCCGGCCCAGGGCGCAAGCGUCGGUGCAAGAAAGGCGACGCGAUGCGCGUGCGGUAGAGAUGGAAAGCAUUAUUCGGAGACGGCGAUGGAGGCCAUCCUCCCGGGCACGCCUGAGAAGAUCUACAACCUGUUGUUCGCAAGUGGAUUCAUCAAAGAAUUCAUGAUGAAUGAACAGAUGUUGAUGGACCUCCAAAUAUCCGACUGGACGCCGUUACCCAAUAAUCCGAAGCUGCUCGCCCGGAACAUGUCCUACAUCAAGCCACUCAACGGAAGCAUUGGACCGAAGCAAACCCGUUGCGAGCUUCGCGAUGAGAAUGAACACAUCGACUUCGACGAUUACAUCUCGACGAUCACCACGACAAGGACUCCUGAGGUGCCUAGUGGUACGGUGUUCUCCGUGAAGACGCGCACUUGCAUCAUGUGGGCGAGUGCCGUCUCCUCAAAGAUCGUGGUCACGAGUCAGGUCGAGUGGACUGGGCGUAGCUUCAUUAAAGGGAUCAUCGAGAGGUCAUGCAUUGACGGACAGAAAACCUACCACGCUGAUCUAGAAAAAGCUGUCAGACGAUAUAUCGCCGAGCACCAGUCCGAGUUCAUUCCUGAGGGUGUGGAUGCCGCGGCCGUCGUAGCUUCGGAAGCUGAAGCCAGGGCCGAAGAAAUCGAGUCUCAGCGUUCCUUGUCGGCCGCGGACGUGCGCAAGGAACGGGAUCACGAACGAGGACAGCGUAGCCUGCAGUGGGCGUACGAUACCUUCGAGGGUGCGAUGAAAGUGGCGAAACAAUCGACCGAGGGCGCGCUCGAGAUUCUAAAGGACGCGUGGGAUAACGCUUCCGGCACCACCCUUCUAUAUAUCAUCAUCGUCGCCUUAGUCAUCAGCAAUGUUUGGACAUUGACGAUAGUCGGAAAACGAGAAGAUGUCGGGAGGCGGAAGGAACGGAGCAAGGUGGAAGAACGCGAAAAAUGGAUCCACGGCGUUGUCACCGCACUCUGGGAGGAACUGCAGUCGAGCCCCAACGCGGCGUCUCCACAGGCAGCACGAGCUCCCGGCGACUGGCGUGACGAACUCGCAGAUAUCCACACCACUCUCGACCUCGUCGAACUUCGAGUGAAACACUUGCGCGAGAGCCUUAAUGAUCUCAACUAAUGUGGGCCUGAUUCUUUUUGGGUCUAACGGUAUUCUGUGUGGAGGUCGUGCUCAAGUCUUGAUAUGCUGGACAUUGUCUAUGAAUUUGUAUUGUUUGGUAUCUUCUGGUCUGUAACAUAGCGAAGGAGAGCAAUAGCAGGCAUCAUUUG